AUGGCUAGUCCUCCUGUGCUAGCUUUCGAUGCUGAGGGCCGUCCAGUGAAGUUUGACACCUGGCUAGAUGACCUGCACCUCUUCCUACAGCUCACUGCCAAGGAGGACAUCUCACUGUACGAUCAUGCCCUCGGCCAUGCUACUGCCCCUGGUACUACUGCUGACAGCACUGCCCGCUCACAGUGGCAGACUCGUGACGCCCACGCUCGCUUUGCUAUUCGCAACUCCCUGCCGAUAGAUGAGCGCGAGCACUUUGGCCAACACAAGACUGCUAAGGAACUGUACACUGCUGUCGUUGCUCGCUACUCCUCACCUGCUUCUGCCGCACUAGGCCGCCUCUCACUCCCCUACCUGUUCCCCGACCUGGCCUCCUUUCACACAGUUGCUGACCUCAUCACGCACCUCAAAACUAGUGAGGCCCGCUUCCGUGCUGCUAUGCCCGAUGAGUUCCUUGCUAGGAACCCCCCCCCGCUCUGGCUCACUCUCUACCACAUCGUCACCCGCCUCCCUGACUCUCUGCGCGCAGUCAGGGAUCACUUCCUAGCUCGCUGCCCCACUGAGCUCACCAUUGCCCUCCUCGAGAAGGAACUACUUGCAGCUGAGGCGAGCAUCGUCGCUCCUCUGCUUCUGCUGUCGACCUCCUUGGUGCUGAGAAGGUCAGGACUGCGUCCGCUCCGAGCGGGCGCCGCAGGGGCAAAGGGGGCAAGGGAGGCAGAGGUGACGACGGAGGAUGCGGUGGUGGAGGCGGUGGCGGCGGUGGGGGUGGUGGUGGGGCUGGAGGGACUAGUGGCAGCGGUGGGGGUGGUGACGGCAGCGGCGGGGGCGGUGGCAGGGGCGGGGGCGGCGGUGGGGGCGGCAGUGGUCGCGGCGGCGGCAGGGGAGGGGGUGGUCGAGGAGGUGGCGGCGGCGGUGGUGGUCGUGGAGGCGCUGGCGGUGGCCAGAGCCAGCAGCACACUCCGUCGCCCGCCCGUGAGUGGUACUCUCAGCACGGGGGGGGGGGGGGGGGGGGGUGGCCUUAGCUGCACGUACGUCAUCCGCACUGGUCAAACGUGUGGGAGGCCGCACCCCACGCAGCGCUGUUUCUCUCGCCUUGACGACGCUUGGCGUACUCAGUUCCCUGAUGCCACUGAGCUGCCCCGCUGGGCUGAUCUGAUGAGGAAGGGAGUUGAUAUCUAUGCACUAGACUUUGAUGCUAUUCUCACUGCCAUGUAUGUGAUGUUUACUAGUGGAGAGGGUGCUCAGUACCUGCGUGUUCCGCCCGACCCGGGCAUUCGGACCAGUGAGGCUGCCGCUCUAGGUGCUAGUGACACUGCCACUCCAGGUACUCGCGUGUCUGCUACCCCAGGUGCUGGUGAGGCUGCUGCUCUAGGUGCUCGUGAGUCUGUGCCCCCUGGUACUGAGUCGACUGCGGCACUGCACACCUUCACACUGGACUCCGGUGCUUCUCGCUGUUUCUUUCGUGACCGCACUAUCCUUGAGCCACUCGCUCGGCCAGUUGCUGUCUCCCUCGCUGACCCCUCUGGGGGUCCGGUCAUUGCGACCUCCUCCACUGUCCUUCCUUGUCCUGCGGUCCCGUCCGGCACACUGUCAGGUCUCCACCUCCCCUCGUUCUCUACGAACUUGGUGGCGGGUUGUGCGCUCCAGGACGGGGGUGUUCACCAGUUCACCCCUGCCUACGAGCACGUGACACACUGCACGUGUGCUCGGACGGGCCGUCACCUGGCUACCUUCACUCGGCAGCCGGGGUCGGACCUGUACACACUGACCACUGAGUCCCCUCAGGUAGCUGCGUCUACGUCUGCGUCUGCGUCAGGUCAGCUGUCGGCCCCCUGCUUGUGUCGCUCUCUGGCGCACGAGACCGUCCUCUGGCACCACCGACUUGGUCACCCGUCUGUGCAGCGCCUUCGUGCCAUGCACAAACGGUACCUUGUCUUUGGUCUCCCCAGGGUUCUCCCUCCCCUCCCACCCUCGCCUGCUCCUCCCUGUCUUCCCUGUGUCGAGGGGCGGCAGCGCGCCGCUCCUCACUCCUCCUCGUUUCCCCCAACAACUGCUCCCUUGCAGACGCUCCACAUGGACGUGUGGGGCCCAGCCCGCGUCCGUGGACAGGGUCAGGAGAGCAGAGCUCGUCUCCAGCUCAGCGAGCGUUUCCACUCGGACUUUCCUGUCCUGCGUUUGCACUCUGACAGAGGUGGUGAGUUCUCCUCCGACCUCUUGGCAGCCUACUGUGCGGAGCACGGCAUUGAGCAGUCGUUCACGCUUCCGGCCUCUCCACAGCAUAAUGGGGUUGCUGAGCGCCGCAUUGGCUUGGUCAUGGAGGUCGCUCGUACCUCCUUGGUCCAUGCGGCUGCCCCCCACUUUCUGUGGCCGUUUGCAGUCCGAUACGCUGCGCAUCAGCUCAACCUCUGGCCCCGUGUCUCCUUGCCGGAGACUUCCCCGACACUGCGUUGGACGGGAGAGGUUGGCGAUGCGUCGCGUUUUCGGGUCUGGGGAUCCCGAGCUUUUGUUCGCGAUACGUCCGCGGACAAGCUCUCCUCUCGCGCUGUUCCUUGUGUCUUCCUUGGCUUUGUCCCGGACGCGCCUGGUUGGCAGUUUUACCACGCCACCUCGCGCCGUGUCCUGUCUUCUCAGGACGUCACUUUUGACGAGUCCGUCCCCUACUACCGCCUCUUCCCCUACCGCACUGCCCCGCUCCCCCCCCCGCCUCUCUUCCUCGCUCCAGGUGCUGCUGUACUAGACCCCCUCCCCCCUCAGGGUGCCGCUCCCUCAGGUGUGUCCCAGGUAGACCCGGUUGAGCCUGUCGAGGUAGCUGUCGACUCUCGUCCUGCUUGGGCCUAG
Messenger RNA from Closterium sp. Yama58-4, 2835 nucleotides. Lineage: Eukaryota; Viridiplantae; Streptophyta; Zygnematophyceae; Desmidiales; Closteriaceae. The record is from the annotation of a GenBank genome assembly.